UGACACAGCAGUUGUCUGCUUGAAAUAUCCAAAAAAGAGAAGAAUAUUUUUUACAAUUGCUAUAAAUAAAACAUAAAACACUAAUACGAACUUUGAAUCGAAAUGCCCUCAGCAAUGCGUAACCCAUCGACGAUAUCCAAACGUUUCUCAUCAAAACUAUACCAACCAUCCAAAAUCAAUACGGCGCUAUUAUCCCCAUCAUCAUCAACGAAGUCCAUAUCGUCCCAAGAUUCAUCUUUUACACACCAUGAGAAUAACUCUAUAUAUCAGAGAUUUGAUGAAAGUAAAACAGAAUCUUAUAACAAUAAAGAAUCUGAGCAUAAUAAUGAACCUAUAGUUUUGGAACCGUCGAUUGAUAUUUUGGAAAAAUUCAUUUCCUUACCUGAUUUGGAUGAUAUCUCUGAUGACGAAUAUGUUUUUUCUAGCAAUGGAGAAGAAACGGAAGAAGAUCAUGUUGAAAUUUCGGAUGAUAUCUUAUUAGGCGAAAUACCUCCUCCUGGAGCUUUAGAGCCGAUUAUAGAUAUUGCCAGUAAGCCAGGCCUUAAAGGUUUCUUUGCUGAUCCCUUAACGGGAACUAGAUUACCCUCAAUACCAUCGGUGUCAAUUAAAGAACCAUAUGAUACAGCACUCACAUCAUCACAAGUGGACAGCGGUGAAAUCAGUUUUGAGGAGAUUCUAUCAGCUGAAAUUAAUUUAGAAUUGAAUUUAAUGCCAGAUAUAUUUGAAAAGGAGGAUAAUGAGGACUUUGAUAAAUACCAAGAGGAAGACCAAACUCUUAAUGAACUACUAGCAAUGGAAUUGUUUAAAGAGCUGCCUUUAUAUGAUAGCAGCAACGCUGGAGAACUUUUAGUCAAAGAGGAAGAAGCGAAACAUUUACGUCAGCCCAUCAUAGAAUUGCUUGAUCACCUCAUCCACCAGGCAGUUGAGUUUACCGAAAAUAUAAGUCCCAGAACUUUUUUACGAAAGCGUUUAGUCAAACGCCAGCUUAUGUUGGAACUUUUCCAAAAAACCAAAGAAUUAGAAAUCAAACAGAAUGAGCAAUCUUUUCUGAAUCUUAAAGUUGUGGAAUAUUUUCGACAUAAACAAGUUAUUCGCCCCAUCUUGCCGGAUAGUAAGAAAAACGCCCAACGAGAUGCUCAAAAAUAUUCAGAAGCUAUUCAACGCUUAGAGCAUAUGCUAGCUAAAGAAAACAAUGUAAGAGCACUGACUCAGAAGAGGAAACAAGUUUUAGAAGAUGAACUGAGGGAAACUGCAGCCAAAGGCCAAAGUGCAGUUUGCGAGUUUGAAGAUUUAAUCAAAAUGCAUUUAAUGAGCGAUUCUCGUCCAAAAUUCAAUGCGCUGAUUGAAAGACUAUUGAUUCGAAUGUCCAAGUGUAGGCAAGAAAUUAACGAGGGACGGUAUAUACUGCUCAUGAAAUUGCAUACUGAAGCCAGUCUAAACAAGAAACUAUCAAAAAUUGAAGACUUGGGAAAUGGUGUGACUAUGAAUAGUUUGAAUAACCUAGAAAACGAAACACAAAUAUUGAGCAAGAAAAUUGGAGAAAAAAACUGCGACUUAUUUAAACUCUAUACGCGUUUUAGCACUGACGUUCACAUGCUGAACCACUUUAAGGAGAAGCAGAAUAUGUUACGCAUUUCAGUCGCGGCUCAGCGUCUAGCUCUAGAAAAACUGAAGGGCCAGAAGCAAUCCUUGCGCCGAAAAAUGUGCCAAAUGAAAGUCAAAGGCAUGGGAAUAAGGGAACAAUUCAAUGAUUUAAGUUUUAAAGCUGGUCUUUUGGAUAAGCCAGCUUUAAUGUGGGAUUACGAUCAGACGUGUGUAAAGGUGGAUGAACUUCGAAAUAUCAUUACAGGACUUGGGAAACAAAUUGAGAAAUUAAAACAAAGAAUUGAAGAAUAGAGAAGGCUCGGGGCAUUUAUCCAUAAAAUGGUCCAGCAGUCCUUUUUUAAUGAUACUGUAUGAUGCACUUGUCGUUGAUAUAUUUAUGUUUAUUUUAUGUAAUCUUACAAUUAUACUUGUUGCUCCAGGUGGUAAUAUGAAAAAUACGUUAUGGUAUUUAAAUGAAUUAAAUAAAUAAUAUUUUAAUGAAAAAAAGUAAAAGCGCGUUAAGUUCGGCCGGGCCGAAUCUUAUAAACCCUCCACCAUGGAUCUUAUGUGACGUAUUCUUUGUAUGACUUAUUCAAAUAUAUAAGACCUACGUCAAGUUAAA
Messenger RNA from Stomoxys calcitrans (stable fly), 2206 nucleotides. RefSeq lists its product as uncharacterized. Lineage: Eukaryota; Metazoa; Arthropoda; Insecta; Diptera; Muscidae. The transcript has 3 exons. Gene Ontology annotation, cellular component: axoneme; ciliary basal body. The record is from RefSeq and is a predicted model, not a curated record. The coding region runs from base 103 to 1896 and encodes 597 amino acids. Gene Ontology annotation, biological process: cilium assembly.